CAUACAGUACCGUAGGGUACCCAGUGAAUACAGCUUGCAGCCAAACGUCCCGGCAAUCGUCUUUCCCAUGAUCAGAGCGCAUUGCUUUCCUUUUCAGGUGAAUGCGGAACAAAGUACGGUAAUGCGGAAGUGAAGCUGAAGGUCGACCGUUCCAGCAGUUUCUGCAUUGUGGAAGGACAUCAUUAUUUUCCAUUGGUCAGAGAAGUCAAAGGUUCCAGACAGGCGCUGCUCAUUUAGAGUUUUUAGGUUUUGCUUGGAAGCAGCUCAGCGGUGUUACAUUCUACAUCCCUUUUUCUUUCGGGCGAGCUUCAAAGCCAUGGCGUCGGCCUGUAGUCUUUCUGUCAUAGAUAUCAGGUCGGCGGGCAUCUCUUCCUGGCAAACAUCCUCAACUGGAUGUGCGGAGCUCGUGUCCAAAUGCACAUUGGCUCCUGUAAGCUUAUUGACUUCAAAAAGGUCAGCAUCACGAAGAUUUGAAGUCAGGAAUGCUGCCGCUGAGGGCUCUCAAACGCAGACAGCUAGCGCUAGCCCGCCCCCUGCAGCGGCCGCCUCGAAAAAACCCGGAGUCACAAUAGAGUUCCAGAGGCAGAAGGCCAAAGAGUUGGUGCAAUACUUCGAGGAGAGGAAAGUGGAAGAGCAGAUCAGGAAGGAGAGGAUCUUUGGCUGGACCCGGAAGAACGAGAUUGGCAAUGGCAGAUGGGUGAUGUUCGGGAUCGCGGUCGGUUUGUUGACUGAGUACGCAACUGGCAGUGACCUCAUCGACCAAUUGAAGAUCAUUGUGUCCAACCUUGGUAUUCUUGAUCUUGAGUAGUGUAAACAAGUGUCACAUCUCCCAACUGAGCUUUAGGAAAUAGAAUGCGCGUUGCUUAGGGCUGCACGAAGGUGACCUAAUCUGUGGCCAUCACUUUGUGUGCAUAUUGUGUUUGAUGCAUUGGCAUGCAAACAUAUUCGGAGUCUCCACUUCAAGAUGGCUUCGGACCAAACUCAAAGGGUAGCCCAAUUGACUGGAUAACCCUCGCGUGUCUCAAGGGCGUUGAUUCGACCAGAUUCCAUGAGCGCCUUCUGCCAUUGCACCAGGUCUUGGGCCGCCAGCACUAACUGUCAAACUCGAUUGGAUCACCAAGUAAGGGACUCGCGAACAAGUCCAGCCUCCACAUGUCCUAACUAAGCUCA
This is a messenger RNA of Klebsormidium nitens, 1170 nucleotides long. NCBI's taxonomy places the organism in Eukaryota, Viridiplantae, Streptophyta, Klebsormidiophyceae, Klebsormidiales, Klebsormidiaceae. The record is from the annotation of a GenBank genome assembly.